AUGGACUGCAUCCUGGGCAUCGGCGGGGCCCACAUGGUUGCCCUCGAUCCCGGUGCUCGACAUGUGGAGGUAGCCACCCGCGGUCACUAUGCACGUGUCUUGUCCGGGCUGCAGAAAGUUCUUGCCGGUGAAGUGACGCCUUAUUUUGGGAGUGGCAAGGAGGAGAAGGCCCACAUACACAAGGAGAUGUAA
This is a messenger RNA of Colletotrichum chrysophilum, 192 nucleotides long. RefSeq lists its product as uncharacterized. The coding region runs from base 1 to 192 and encodes 63 amino acids. The record is from RefSeq and is a predicted model, not a curated record. The transcript has 2 exons. NCBI's taxonomy places the organism in Eukaryota, Fungi, Ascomycota, Sordariomycetes, Glomerellales, Glomerellaceae.